AUGCUUGACUCUAAUUCUGCCGAACGUCGACAAGAUCUUUUUCAAACAAGUACUGGUGUUGGUCAUCAAUAUCGACCAGGAUAUUAUUCCCCUUCUUCAAAUUUUAAGCGUGUUUUUACUGAUCCAUUACCACCUCGACUUCGUGCUGCUGAUGAAAUUACACCUGAACAACAUUUUAAAACAACAAAUAAUAUUUAUCAUGAUAAUAAAUAUCCUCAACAAGAAAUCUAUAAUGAUCAAGUAAAUUUACAUAAAAAAGCACCAGCCUUAUGGAAAGUAAAUUAUAUGACUGAUUUUGUUGAAAAACUUAAAGCUCAUGAAUGGAGUCAUGGAUUAACACUGGCCCAUAGAAAGAGUGAAUACAAGGAAGAAUAUGAAACAAAAGCAAAUAUAAAAUCGGAAUUAGAUCGUAUCGAUGGACAAUUACCAUAUUUAACACGACCUGAUGCACCUAUGACUAAAGCUAUACGUGAUGAUGAUCGACCAACAAAACCACCUACAGUUGCUCGUACAUGGGAUCCAUCAGAACAAGGUGUUUUUACACUUCUUGAUCCUUAUUUAACAACAUAUAAUAAAGAACAUCGUCGUUGGAGAAAAGAUGAAUGGCAAGGUAUUGGUAAAAAAGAUCCAUUAACUUAUUGGGAUGCAGAAGAAUAUCCUAAAUCAUGGGGUUUUGGUAAUACACCAAAUCCAUUACCAAUAGAUAGUGUUGAACGUGAACAAUUACCCAUGCGUGAUUCAAUAUGGUUUUCAACACCAGCAAAAAUCCGUCAAACUCAUCAACCACCACGUAUUAUUCCUCAUUCAGGUCUUACAACUGAAACUCGUGAACAAUUUGUAACUCCAAGUCAUGUCAAUGCUAAGGAAACAAAAUAUUGUCCAAUAAAUACACCCUAUGUUCAACCAGCACCAGGUUCAACAUCAACCUAUGCUACAUCAGCUAUGUAUCGAACUGAUGCAAUGAACUAUGGUAGUGAAAAACCAGUUACUUUACCGGGAAAUUGA
Adineta steineri is the source of this 1005-nucleotide messenger RNA. Lineage: Eukaryota; Metazoa; Rotifera; Eurotatoria; Adinetida; Adinetidae. The record is from the annotation of a GenBank genome assembly.